Nematocida homosporus is the source of this 1311-nucleotide messenger RNA. RefSeq lists its product as uncharacterized. NCBI's taxonomy places the organism in Eukaryota, Fungi, Microsporidia. Gene Ontology annotation, biological process: endonucleolytic cleavage in ITS1 to separate SSU-rRNA from 5.8S rRNA and LSU-rRNA from tricistronic rRNA transcript (SSU-rRNA, 5.8S rRNA, LSU-rRNA). The transcript has a single exon. The record is from RefSeq and is a predicted model, not a curated record. Gene Ontology annotation, cellular component: 90S preribosome; nucleolus. Bases 1 to 1311 code for a protein of 436 amino acids.
AUGUCAAACCAGCCCGUAACUAAUCAUUCUGACGAAGAUUUAUUCAUUCUAGAUAAGAAGAAACAAAAAGAGUAUGAAGCCCGUAAAGCUGCCGAAGAAAUUCGAGAAAUAGAAGCUAAGUACGCCGGAGAAUCCCUCACAGAGUCCUCUAGCGAGUCUUCCUACGAAGAUUCACCCGAAGAGAACAUGAAGAUCCGCCAACUUCUUAUCAGCUUAAGAAACAAAGAAGAUAGUAUUGCCAUCAGUAACUCAAAUGCUAACUUAGAUAACAACAUAGAUACCAAUUUAGAUACCAACUCAAAUACUAAUACCAACUCAGAUACUAAUACCAAUACUAAUACCAACUCGAAUAACAACUCGUAUCGCUUGAAGGACUUCUAUCGUGAGCAGACACUAGCACAAAUGAAGGCUGAGAAGACUGAAAAGAAGUUGGCUUACUCGCCGGACCAAGCGGAUUCUUUGGCGGCUUUUAUGACAGCGGCUGAGUCGGUUGAGGGAGUUGAGUUUUCGGCUGCCCCAACUCCAGCGCCGGGCUUAACUUUCACUCCGGAUAUGGAUCCUAAUGAGUUCUUAGAUGCGUAUGUUCUGGGUGGUGGCUGGAAAGCUCCCACCAACCAAACGGAUGAAGCUUUCUUAGAAGAGGAUUCAGAAGAGAUGGAAAUGGCCGACUUGUUUGAUGCUUCUGCUCCUUCGCUUAUUACUACUACUAAAGCACCUGUGCAGCAGCGUAAGCGCAAAGAACUCCGAGCUAAAAUGCGUCGAAGAGAUAAGGAAAAGGAAAAGGCUGAAGAUCUUAAACGGCUUAAGAAUCUCAAGAAAACUCAAUACUCAGAACGACUUCAACUCUUACAACGUGUAUCUGGCCUUAGUAAGCGGCAAAUUAAGAAGCUUACUUUGAAUGCUGAUUAUAACGAAGAGACCUUUACUGAAACUCUAAACAACUUGUUUGGCGAAGAGUACUUCCAAGAACCCGAGCCAGAAAGACCCAAAGUAUCUGGGACUCUUCCCGAGGCGGCAGAAUUAAGAGAAGAUGAAGAGGCUGUAGCCAGUGGGACUUUGCCCGGAGAUCGAACUAGAGCCAGACAAAUCCAAGGCAUUCUUCGUGAGCUCAAAACUAUUGGUACAGACUAUGCUAAACUGCAAGUUUCAGGUGACUUUGCCUAUACGCAAGUACCGGGACCAGAUAUGCCACUUUCUAUCAAAGAAAUUCUAGCUAGUGAUGAUGCAGAGCUCCGCAAAAGAUUCCCUUUAAAGAAACUAGCGCCCUAUCGCCGUGAUAGACACUCCCGCCAAAACUCUAACAAUAGAUAA